Messenger RNA from Vigna umbellata (rice bean), 1361 nucleotides. RefSeq names its product transcription factor bHLH51-like. Gene Ontology annotation, molecular function: protein dimerization activity; DNA-binding transcription factor activity. Gene Ontology annotation, biological process: regulation of DNA-templated transcription. Lineage: Eukaryota; Viridiplantae; Streptophyta; Magnoliopsida; Fabales; Fabaceae. The record is from RefSeq and is a predicted model, not a curated record.
AGACCAAACAGCUAUAAUUAUCGGUAGAUCAGAUAAAACACUUUCUGGUCUAAUAAAAAUAAGACAAUGAGUCUCUGAUCAUCAUCCACUACAUCAACUACUGACUACGUAACAGUGUUCCCCCAAAUCUAUUUGCCAGAUACUACUCAUGCAUACCAUUUCAUUUCUCAUUCAAAUACGAAUAAUAUUAGCUUAGUAGGUCAGGUCACCUCUUUCUUAUUCUUUUACUCUUCAUUUUCCCCUCCUUCAAAAGUCCAAGUUCGUUAGAUUUAGCGAAGGGAAAAUUUUUCUUGUUGAAGUGACUGACAGGUACAGCCAAAAUCGAUUAUCAUUUUGACCAAUGAAUGGGUAUUGCUUAUCACAGCAGUCGCCAUCAAGAUAAGAAGAUGAUCGACCAUUAUUAGUGCAGCAAACAGUAACUAUGGAUGGGAGAUAAAAGGUUCAGAAAUCAUGGAAAAAACUUUAGAAUGGUUUCCAUUGUGACUAUGGAAAACUACUAUGAUUCUGGCUGGCACAUGAGCACCAGCUGGGCUCAAUGCAGUGAUCAUUCUUCUUCCUUUGCAGUUCCUACACAAAUACUUCCUCAUGCCACUGACUCUGCCUCUCUUCAAUUUGGUGAGUUCCACUCAUGGCCACUUCCCAUUGAAGGGGCCGAAGAAGAGAGAGCAAUGAGUGCUUCCAAGAGCCACAGCCAAGCUGAGAAAAGGCGCAGAGACAGAAUCAAUGCACAGCUUGCAACUCUCAGAAAACUUAUUCCCAAAUCCGAUAAGAUGGACAAGGCAGCUUUACUAGGGAGUGUGAUAGACCAUGUCAAAGAUCUAAAGAGAAAAGCCAUGGAUGUUAGCAGAGCUUUCACAGUUCCAACUGAAAUUGAUGAAGUAUCAAUUGACUGUGACCAUGUAGAAGAUGAAAGCUGCACUAAAGUGAACAAAUUGAAGGAGAAUAUUGUGAUCAAAGCUUCUGUUUGCUGCGAUGAUCGACCAGAACUGUUCCCUGAACUCAUCCAAGUCCUCAAGGGCUUGAGACUGACGGCAGUUAAAGCUGACAUAGCCAGUGUAGGUGGCCGGAUCAAAAGCAUAUUGGUGCUUUGUUCUAAGGAUAGUGAAGAGGGUGUUUGCCUCACCACUCUCAAACAGUCCCUCAAAUCUGCUGUCACCAAAAUAGCUUCAUCAUCCAUGACAUCUAAUUGCCCCACCAGAAGUAAGAGGCAGAGAUUCUUCUUGCCUUCUCGUUGCCUACAGUAAUUUAAUUAUAUAUUGUAAAAUCAUUUUCAUUUGCCCCUAAGGGUCAUUUCAGUGGGGCAAUUAUUUGCUUUAUUUUUCAAUAUUUAUAUACGGAUAAGAUAUAUAGCUUUUCCAUUA